CCAACAGCCAUGAUCCGAGCUCUUCUUCUCCUGGGAGUCUGUGCCUCCACAAUCUACUGUAGUGGAUAUAGACCUGGUGGUAUCAUAGGUGGUGGACACGGUGGAGGACACAUCAAAGGUGGAGGAAUCGGAGGAAUCAUCAGAGGAGGAAUCGGAGGAAUCAUCAGAGGUGGCGGAAUUCCUUCUGGUCACAUUGGUGGUGGCAGUUCGUGGAGCCAGCAGUCCUCCUGGCAGUCUGGUGGUGGUCAGGGCGGUAUAAUUGGUGGACAUUCUGGAGGCAUUAUUCCGGGAGGUUCCGGGGGAAUUAUCGGAGGUGGUCAUGGGGGAAGUGGAUGUGGACCUCACGGAUGUAAAAACUACGGACGUAAAUAGAUUGCUCUCAAGGAAGAUAUGUUCAUUAAUUUAUUUAUUUAUUACAAAAUCAGUAUUAUCUACC
Messenger RNA from Saccostrea cuccullata (small rock oyster), 436 nucleotides. RefSeq names its product holotricin-3-like. The record is from RefSeq and is a predicted model, not a curated record. Bases 10 to 372 code for a protein of 120 amino acids. The transcript is spliced from 4 exons. Lineage: Eukaryota; Metazoa; Mollusca; Bivalvia; Ostreida; Ostreidae.